AUGCUGACUGUAGCAGAAGGAAUCCUCCUUUGUUUUGCAACUAGUGGUUCAGUUCUGGGAGUUCUAGGGAAUGCAUUUAUCCUGCAUGCAAACUGCAUUAACUGUGUCAGGCGGAAGUUCUCCAUAGCUUGCUUUAUUUUCACAGGCUUGGCUAUUUGCAGAAUCUGUGUCAUAUGUAUAAUAAUCUCUGAUGGAUAUUUAAAAUUAUUUUCUCCACAUAUGGUUGCCUCUGAUGCCCAUAUGAUAGUGAUUGCUUACAUAUGGGUAAUUACCAAUCACACAAGUAUAUGGUUUGGCACCAGCCUCAACCUCUUCUAUUUCCUGAAGAUAGCAAAUUUUUCUCACUACAUCUACUUCUGCUUGAAGAGAAGAAUCAAUACAAUAUUUAUCUUUCUCCUGGGAUGUUUAUUUAUAUCAUGGUCAAUUGCUUUCCCACAAAUAGCGAUGAUAUUUAAUGUUCAACAAAGAAAUGCUUCUUGGCAGUUUUACCUCCAUAAGAAUGAGUUCAUUGUAAACCACAUUCUUCUCAACCUGGGAGUUAUAUUCUUCUUUAUGGUGGCUAUUGUUACAUGCUUCCUAUUAAUUAUUUCACUUUGGAAACAUAACAGAAAGAUGCAGUUGUAUGUCUCAACAUUCAAAAGCCUUAACACGGAAGUUCAUGUGAAAGUCAUGAAAGUUUUAAUUUCUUUUAUUAUCCUGUUAAUCUUGCAUUUCAUAGGUAUUUUGAUAGAAACAUUAAGCUUUUUAAAAUAUGAAAAUAAACUGCUACUUAUUUUGGGUUUGAUAAUUGCAUGCAUGUAUCCUUGCUGUCAUUCAUUUAUCCUAAUUCUAGCAAACAGCCAACUGAAGCAGGCUAUUUUGAAGGCACUGAAGCAACUAAAAUGCCGUAAGAAAGACAAGGACGUCAGAGUGACAUGGUAG
This is a messenger RNA of Mus pahari (shrew mouse), 921 nucleotides long. RefSeq names its product taste receptor type 2 member 106. The transcript has a single exon. Bases 1 to 921 code for a protein of 306 amino acids. Gene Ontology annotation, molecular function: G protein-coupled receptor activity. Gene Ontology annotation, biological process: G protein-coupled receptor signaling pathway; detection of chemical stimulus involved in sensory perception of bitter taste; sensory perception of taste. Gene Ontology annotation, cellular component: membrane. The record is from RefSeq and is a predicted model, not a curated record. NCBI's taxonomy places the organism in Eukaryota, Metazoa, Chordata, Mammalia, Rodentia, Muridae.